AUGGAGAAAAUCAUCUACGACUUCUACUCUGAUCUCUUCGACAGAAAUGUCCACUUGCCUCCUCACCAUCUAAGGGAAGACGGACAUGUCAUUCCAGAGGUUCUCCCGUCCGAAAUACGACAUGCCAUCAUGUCGGUAAGAAAUCGCACGGCACCCGGUCCCGACACAAUAAGACCAGAACACCUGGAGAGCCUUCCGCCAGUACUCAUCAACACCCUGGCGAGGCUCUUUACACGUUAUCUGUCGGAAUGCAAGGUUCCUAAACAGUGGAAGAUCAGCAAGACCGUAUUGCUGUAUAAAAAGGGAGAUCCACAUGACAUCGGCAACUAUCGUCCAAUCUGCCUACUGUCUGUCAUCUACAAGCUCUUUACAAGAGUGAUCCUUAAUAGGAUUGAAAAAGUCCUGGAUGAAGGACAGCCAUGCGAGCAAGCAGGGUUUCGAAAAGGAUUCAGCACGAUUGAUCACAUCCACACUGUUUCGAAACUCAUCGAGGUAUCACGAGAGUACAAAAUGCCGCUCUGUCUCACCUUCGUCGAAUUAAAGAGGGCCUUCGACUCAGUUGAGACGGAAGCGGUCGUGGAAGCCUUAUACAACCAAGGCGUCCCUACUCAGUACAUAAAGGUACUUCGAGAGUUGUACAGUAACUUCUCCUCCGAAAUUUCGCCAUUCUACAAGAACAUCAUCAUUGACGUGAAAAGAGGGGUCCGACAGGGUGACACAAUUUCACCCAAAAUAUUCACAGCCACCCUCGAGAACGAAAUGCAAAAGUUGGAAUGGGACGACAUGGGAGUGAAGGUUGAUGGUCGGCAGCUACACCAUUUGCGCUUUGCUGAUGACAUCGUACUGAUAACGUUUAGCAUCAGCCAAGCGGGACGAACGCUGACCGAUUUAGACGAAUCAUGUGGAUGCAUCGCCCUUCACCUAAAUCUGCAGAAGUCGAUGUUCAUGCGGAACGGAUGGGUUUCGGAUGCCCCAUUCACGCUCAAUGGAACGAACAUAUCCGAAUGCACCAGCUACGUUUAUCUGGGUCGGGAAUUGAACAUGAUGAACGACCUGAUUCCCGAGCUGGGCAGGAGGAGACGAGGCUUGAGGAGCAUACAAGAGCAUGUAUUGAAGAAGAGCAGGAACACCCGGCUCCGUGCUCACCUCCUCAACACCACCGUACUUCCUGCUUUAACCUAUGCUUCGGGAACUUGGGCAUUUCGCAAGCAGGAAGAAAACGCGGUGAGCGUCAUUGAACGCGCAAUUAAGAGAGUGAUGCUAGGAGUAUCCCGUUUCACGCAACUGAGGGAUUCGAAGUUCUCUCCUACGUCAGCGAUCGAAGAUUAG
Molecule: messenger RNA, 1329 nt
Organism: Necator americanus (New World hookworm)
Lineage: Eukaryota; Metazoa; Nematoda; Chromadorea; Rhabditida; Ancylostomatidae
Exons: 1
Coding region: 1-1329 (442 amino acids)
Source: RefSeq, a predicted model, not a curated record